Messenger RNA from Plasmodium relictum, 8058 nucleotides. Its product is annotated as reticulocyte binding protein, putative. The transcript has 2 exons. The record is from RefSeq and is a predicted model, not a curated record. Bases 1 to 8058 code for a protein of 2685 amino acids. NCBI's taxonomy places the organism in Eukaryota, Apicomplexa, Aconoidasida, Haemosporida, Plasmodiidae.
AUGGAUAGUUUAUUUUACUCUUCUAUAUACCUUUUUUGUUAUGAGAAUAAGCUUAAAAUAUCGUCAAAUAAAUUUAAAUCAAGUACAAAGAAACUAUCAUCAGAUUGGAACUUAAAAAAAAAUAAAAAUUUAAACAAUAAUACUAUAAAAAAAUAUAACGAAAAAAGGAAAAAUGAGGAAAUUAUCAAUUUUCAAAGUAGUGGAUAUAAAAAAAAAAUUAAUAAUUUAAAAAAUGAAGUUAAAAAAAAAUCAUAUUUAUCUAAAAUUUCAUCAGAAAAAAUAAAAAAUUCUAUAAUUAGAACAAAAUCUCCAUAUUUGGUAAAAAUAAAAAGAAAUAAUCCAUAUUCAUUUGAAAUAAAUAAUAUCAAAGAAGAGAAAAUAAAGAAAACAUUAAAUGAUAUUAUAAAUUCUUUUAUACAAACUAGAAAUUUAGAGCCAAUUGAAUUAAAUAUUUUAACUGAUUACAGUAGUUUAAUUAGAACUAUUGACGAAAAUUAUACUAAAGUAAAAGACUUUUACAUUAAAGCACAUACGUAUCUAAGCUAUGGAUCUUAUUUAUUACUUAAUGAUUAUGCUAAAGGUGUAUACAAAAAUUCUAUAGAACCUAGUAUUAAUCAAUUAAUUAGUCAGAUUAAUGAUGCAAUACUCUUUUAUGAAUCAUCAAGAAAUGAUAUGAGAGAAAGAUUAAAUAAUUUACAACUUCAAAAUGACAAGACACAGAACAACUUAUACGAUACAAAACUUAGUGAAUUUAAAAGUAAAACAGAAGAAAUUCUAAGUAAGGCAAGAAGUCAUCUUGAAGAUAUUACUAAAAUAAAUGGAGUCAUUUUUGAUCGUGUAGCAUAUUAUAUGAAAUAUGUGACUCUUAUCUCUAGGAUUUAUUUCGAAAUAGAAAAGAUGUAUAAAAAAAAAGUUUCUGAUUAUGUUAAUAGGAAUAGUUUAAAUAGCAAAGUUCAUGAAGACUUUUUAAAAGAAGUUGAAAAUUUCUUGAAUAUUGAUAAUAUUGCAAAUUUUAAACAAAAUAAAUGUUAUAAGAAUAAUAUUAAAUAUAAAAUUAAACUUCUAAUGGAGGAAAUUUCUGAUAUACAAAAGAUUUAUAAAGAAAACUUUAAUUCUAUAUCCAAAAAUCAUGAUAUAUUAGUAAAUUGCAAUAAAUCUAUGACCCCAUGGACUGUAGAAGUAUGGAGAUAUUCGUGGCGUAGAGAUGAAUGUGUAGCAAACAUUUUUAUUCCUAUGAACUCUUUGAGUUCAAUUCAAAUUUUAGAAGAAUGUAAUAGAAAAUUAAGAGAAAAAUUUGAAAAAAAAAAAAAGGAUAUUUCUGAUUUAUUCACAGUUACAGUAAAAGAAUUGGAAGGAAAAAUAAAUUCUCUAGUUUAUCCUGAAGAUUUAGAAUUAGAAAGUGAAAAAAAUAUUUCAAGUUCUCAAGAGAUAAUAAAUAAUGUAAAACUUACAAUUAGUGAAAAUUCAAGAAGUUUAGAAGAUUUAUCGAAUAACUAUCGUAGUGCAAAAUUUUCUAGUAUUAAAAAUAAGCUUGCUCAAUUAUAUGCCGAGGUAAUUGUACAUAAUGAUAAUAUGAUAAGUAUAUUUGACUCUAUGAAUGAGAAAAAUAAUUAUAUCAAAUCUUCAAAGAAUAAAAUAGAAAAUCUAAAAAGCAAAAGAAUAUCAACUCAAGAAGGAAACAUAGAAAAGAUAAUAGAUGGCCUAUCAAAUAUAAUAGAAAAUGUUGAAAGUGAGAUAACAUUGAUAAAAAGUAAAUUUGAUGCAUUAAAUCAGAAUUAUCUAGAAUUACAAGAGUUUAAAGAUAAAAUUGAUCAAUUAAAAACAACAAUACAAGGAAAUAAUGAUGAAAUUCAAAGGUUAAAGAGAGAAGAAGAUGAAAGUAAAAGAAAAAUCAUAGAGCAGAUUGAGCAGGAGUUAGAAAAAAUAAAUAUAAAAAUAACUGACUUAAAUGAAAUCAUGGGUUUAAAAGAAAAAGAAAAUAAAGAUCUUAAGAUAAUUGAAAAAUUAAUUAAUGGAGCAUCAUGUGAUAUGAAUAAAUACAUAGAAAAAAAAAAAGAAGCAAAUGAAAAAAUUAAUUUAGCACUUAAUGCCUUAAUUAGUAAUGGGAAACUUGAAGCAUGUAGGGAAAUAUCACAUUUUGUAAAUGAAAAAAAAAAAGAAAGAGGAUUUGAUUAUACUUCAUAUGAUUUAGAUGAUGUUAAUAAAAUAUUAGAAGAAGUAAAGGAAAAAUCUACUAGAAUAGAUAGUAUUUCUAGUGAAACUACAUCUAUUAUGGAAAAUGAUGUAAAACCAGAAAUAAAUAAUAUUAGUCAACUUAAAAAUGAUAUUAUAAUCAAAUUAACUGAAGAUUUAUACAGUAAAAUGAAAGAUUUAUUAGAAAAUUUUAAUAAAAUAUUAGAUAAAGUAUCUAGAAGUAUAUCUGAAUAUGAAGCAAAAAAAGAAAUACUAGAAAGUUAUGAGCAUAAUAUGAUAAAAAAAAAAAAUGAAUUUUUAAAUAAACUUAUUGAAGAAGAUAAUGAAAUUCUAGAAGAAGAAAAUAUAUUUCAAGAAAUGUAUCUUCAAUCAAUUAAUUCUGAUGAUAAAAAUGAAAUAAAUAAACAAAUUGCUAAUGCACAAGAUAUUAUAAUCACUCUAAAAGAACAAUUAGAUUUAUGUAAGAAUGUAGAGGUAUUUUUUGAUAAGCUUAGUGACACUAAAAUUGAUAAUUUCAAAGCUUUAAAAUUACGUAUUAAUCAAGAGAUUAUAGAUAAUUUAGAUGAAUAUCAAGAAAGAUUUAAUAAUAUAACUAGUUCAAUAGAAAGUAGUAUAGAAACAAUUAAUUUAUCAAAAAAAGUUAUAGAAACUCUUAAAAAUUUAAAUAAUAUUAUAAAUGAAUCCAAUAAUAAUCGUAAAUCGAUUGAAGAAUUAAGUAGAAAUAUAAAUAUUAUAAAAGAAAAAAUAAAUGAGGAAAUGGAUAUAAUUAAUAAAGAGACUUUAAUAGGUGAUAUGAAAACUAGAUUUUUGAAUAAUUUAGAAAACAAAAAAGGAGCUAUAGAGGAAAAAAAAAUAGAAAUUGAUAAUUUAGGGGAAGAAUUAAUUUUAUUAUUAAAAUAUAUUGAGACAUUAAAAGAAAGUAAUGGCAAAGUUAAAUUUAUUGGAGAAGUAGAACCCUACUUAAAAAAUGCGUUAAGUAAAAAAAGAGAAUUGAUAGAUAUUGUAAAUAAAAUAGAAGAUAUAAAAUUAACAAAUGAUACAUUGAAUAAGGAAAUUAAUGAUAUAAUUAAAAGUGUAAAAGCUCAAAUUAUAGAAUCAAUUUAUGGUCACAUAAUUAAUUUGAAUCAAGAGAUAAAUAAUGAAGUGAAUAGAAAUUUGGAUAUUUUAAAUCAAACAAAACAGACAUUUGAAAAUUCCAAUUUUGAAAUUAAUGUAAAGGAAGAUAAGAUGAAUAAUAACAAACAAGAAAUAAAUUCAAUAGUACAAAAAAUUAAGCAUUUUAUAAGUAAAAUUGAUGAUAAUAAGGAAAAAUUGACAGCUAUUCAAAGCAAUUCUAAAGAGCAAGUUGUUGCAGCUCAUAUAAUAAAAGAAAAUAAUAAAAAUUUUAAUGGCAAAAAAAGUAAUAUGAAAAGUCAUUAUGAAGAAAUUAAAAAAUUUUUAGAUGAAUUAAAUACAGUAAAAAAUGAAUCAAAAUCCUUAAUAAAAGAUGUAAAUGCAUUGAAAUUAGAAUAUGAAAGAUCAAAAGUAUACGAAAUUGUUCAACUAAUUAGUGAUGAAAAAAGAAAGUCCGAAGAAGAUAUGUUGAAUAUUAAUGUAUUUAAAAAUAAGAUUGAAGACUUAAAAAAAAAUACAGCAGAAUUCAUAGGAAAUGAAUUAAGAAGUUUUAAUUAUGAAGAAUAUCUUAAUAAAGCUAAAAAGAACCAGGAACAAAUAAAUCAAUUAGAAAAAAAAGCUAAUACAUUAAAAGAAGAGGCUUCUAAUUCUGAAAUAAAAGAUGUUGAAAAUAUCAAAAUGAAAGUUGAACAAAAAAUGAAAGAUAUUAUGGUUUUCAGGAGUGAAAUAUAUGAUUCAUCAAAUGAAAUUAAAAACAUGGAAAAUUUAUUAAUGAUGACAAAAUUUAAAAGCAUUAUGGAUGACAUAAAGAAUAAUAUAAAAAAAGCUAGAGAAGAGAAUGCAAAUUUAAAAAGUAAACUUAAAAAAUUAGAUAAUACAAACAAAUUAAUAUUAGAUAAUUUUCAAAAGUCAGAACAAUUAAAAGGCUCAAUUACUAGUAAUUCUGAAGAAACUGUUAUUAAUGAAAGUGUGGAUGAAAUUAGAAAAAUUAAAGAACUUAUAGUAAAUAAUAUAAGAAAUAUGGGAAUAUUUUCAAUAGAAGUUGAAAAAAGCAAAGGAGCAUCCUUAUUGUAUUUUCACAAUAUAGUAAGAGGGAAAAAUAAAAUAGAUUAUUUGAAGAAUCACGACCAAGAUAAAGAGAAAAAAAUAACAAAAAAUAUUAUUGAUGAAAUAGAUGGAUAUAUACAUGAAUCUGAAGGUUAUUCAAAUGAAGCGAAUAACAUUGCUCAAACUUUUAAUACAAGUUAUGAGAUAAUAUUAAAUUAUGAAAAUAAGAUUAGAGAUCUUUUAAAUGAAUCUUUAAUCUUAGCCGAAAAAAUAAAGAUUGAAAAAGCAAAAGAUGACGCAGAAAGUGUUAUGAAAGAAAUUCAGAAUGUUUAUUCUAGUUCUCAAAAAUUGUUAGAUAAAUCAAAAGAAAAAUUAAAUGAAUUAAAUGUACAAACCAAAAACAUAAAAGAACAUAAUGAUGAAAUAAAUAAUGAAAAAUCCAUGAAUGCACUUGGAGAAAUAGAAAUUAUCAUAAUAGAUAUAAAUAGUAUUUUAUCAGAUAUAGAAACAAUAAAAAAAGAUAUACAACAUAUUCUUAAUACAUCUGAGAAUGAAAUGGAAUUAUUUUCAACAAUUCAUGAAAGUAAAGAAAAAGAUUUAUUGAGUAGAUUAAAAAAAGAACAAGACAAUUUAAGAAAUGCAUUGAAAUUUUUAAAAAAGAUUAAAAAUGAAAAAGAUAUUUUAAAUCAAGAAUCAAGCAAAAUAGCAGAUAUAGAGAGUAAAAUUAAUAGUAUAGAAAAUAAGUUAGAAACUAAUAAAAAAUCCUACGAAGAAGGAAUUUUGCAAAAGAUUAAAAAAUUAGCUGAUCAAGACAAGGAAUAUAUUUUGCGAAUAAAAAAUUCAAUAAAUUUAAUAAUUGAUAUCUCAAACUCCCUUUUUAAGAAAUCUACAUUAAAAGAAAAUGAUAUAAGGCAUCUAUUGGAGGAUUAUGAAAAUAAAAUGGAGGAAAUAGAAAAUAAUUUUAAUAAAUCUUACAAAGCGAUAGAAAUAUUUUUGGUAGAAGUUACAAAAUCUUCUAUAAGUUACGAAGAAGCAAAAAAUAAAAGAGAAAAAUCUCAAAUGGAAACAAAAAAUCUCCAUGAAAGAAAAGAGGAAAUGAAAAUAUUAUUGAAUGAUAUCAAUAAUUCUAAAAAUAACUUGACUUUAAAAUUAAUAACUAGUAUGGAGAAAGAUUUAAAUAAAAUAAAUGAAAAAUCUGAGAAAGAUUAUUCAAAAGUGAAAGAAUACCUUAAAGAAAUUGAAAAAUAUAUUGAAAAUAUAAAAGGUUCUGAUGAUGUAAAUAUUGUUUUAAAAGAACUUGAUAAAGCAAAAAAUAAAGAUAGAGAAAUAAAAGAAAUUAAAAAAAAUAAUUUUGGUUAUAAAAAUGAAGCAGACAUAAUAUAUAGUAAUAUAAUUGAAACAGCAAAAUUCAUUGAUAUGCAUCUAGAAACCAAAACAGAAUUAGAUGGUUAUAAAGUUAUUAGUAAUUCCAAAGAGAUUAUUUCUAAAAUACAAAAUAAUUCAAAUGAUAUAGAUAACAAAGAAAAAGAAAGCAAAGACUUCCUUACAAAAGCUAAUAGUCUUUAUGAACAAAUAAAAUUAAGAGAUGAGUUAAUAAAAAUAAUUAAUGAAACAAAGCAAAAGCUAGAUGACACUUCAUAUGAAAUAGAAUCUUCCUUUAAUAAAUUUAAAAAAAUAAAAGAGAUAAAUGUUCAUGACGUAAUUUAUGAUGAAAUUUUUAAAAAUUAUAAAGAUUAUAAAAAUUUACAAGAACUUAAAAAUUCAUUUAAAGAAAGAUCAAGUAGAAUAGAAAAAGAAUUAAAAAUAGAUGAAAUAAGAAAAUAUAUUGAUUAUAAUAAGAACUCUAUAAAUUAUAUAGAAAAAAUUAUUUAUACAACAAAGGGAGAUGGAUCUUCUACAAAUAUAUUAGAGCAAGCAAGAUUUGAUAUAAAUAUACUUGUAAAUAAUGUGAAUAAUAUAUAUAAUAAUAUCUUAGAAGUAAAUUCAUCCCUUGAUGAAAUACUAAAAGUAGGAAAAAAUUACGAAUUAUCUAUUCUUUUAUCAAUUAUUUCAAUUCUUGAUGUUGAAAUAUCUAAAGAUAUAUUAAUAAUCAAAAAAAAAGAAAAUGAUAUUGCAUUAGAUGUAGAAUAUGUGAGAAACAAUUAUAACUCUAUAAAUAGUGACAUUGACAUUUUAAAUGAAUAUUCGACUAAAAAUAAAAUUAAUAAAUAUGCAUCAAAUCAUGUUGAAGAAGCAAAUCUAUAUGAAGACAAUUUUAAAGAAAUGGAACAAAAAGUAGUGGAAACUAUUGAUAAUAUGAAAGAGGCAUUUUUGACAAUGAAUAAUAAAAAAAAUGAAGAUAAUGUAAAUGAAUAUCUGCAAGAGUUAAAAAUUCUUUAUAAACAACUCAAAAAUGAAAAGAAGCAUAUAAAUGAUAUUUAUAGAAAUAUGAAUAAUGUAAAACUAAAAGAAAUGGAAAAAAAAGCUGAUAAAUUAAUGGAAAUGGCAAAAUUAUAUAAGAAUAUAACAGAUACUGUAAAACAAAAAUUAUUAGAUUAUGAAAAAAAGUUAAAGCAAAUUGAAGAUUCUAUAAGAGAAAAAGAGCAUGAAUUACUUUGUAUUGAGUACAUGAGUGCACAGUUAUAUAUUCAAAAAGUUAAUGAAACUUGUGAAGAAAUUUCAGAUCAAAUUAAUAAAAUAAGUGAAUUUGAAAAUGACAAUGAUGAAAAUAAUAAAAUUAUAAAAUAUGAAGGAAAUAUUAUAAAUUUAAUAGAAAGGACAAAUUUUUUAUUAGAUAAAGUUGAAUUAUACCAAUAUGAAAAAGAUUACGAUUUAUCAGAAGAAGAAAAUAAUAAAAGAUUAAGUGAAGUAAAUAAUUACAUAGAAGUUAUUAAGAAAAAAACAAAUGAGUCAAAAAAAGAAUUUGAAGAUAUAUUAAAUAAUAUAAAACAAAUUAAAGAGACUUUGUUUAAUAAAAAUUAUAUUUUUCAUGAUAUUUAUAGUAUUAUAAAGAAUAUAAAUGAAAUAAAAGAAAAUUCCCCAAAGAAGGCUAUUGAAAAAGAUAUAGAAAGAAAAAUAAAAAAUCAUUUAAAUGAAAUUAAAAUAAUAAUAAAUGAAAAUCGAAAUGAUAUAUAUAAAGAAAUAAAUGAUACACAAAAUGAUAAUGAACAAUUAAAGAGCCAACAAUUAAUAAUUAAAAAUAUACUGAAAAAAAUCAAAGAAGAAAAAAAAAAAAUGGACGAAUUAUUUAGUGACAUGUUAUCAGGUGGAAAUUCAAACACAUAUCCAAAUAUAAAAGCUUAUUUAGAAGAGGCAGAAAAAUUAAUUAAAGAAUUAGUAUAUAAAAUAGAUCAGAUAGAAAGUUUAAUUAAAGGUAAUAACAUUGAAAUAGAGCAAUUAAAGGAUCGAAAUAAUAUAAUGAUAAAAAAAACAAUUAUGAAAAACUCUAAACAUGAUAAACAAAAACAGGAAUCGGAUGAAACAGGUGAUAAUGAAAGAAAUAGCAAAGGAAAGAAUAAAUUUUUUAAUACCAAAACUGCAUAUGUAGGAGGCAUAUUAUGUUGUUUAUUUGUUUGUUCUAGUAUAGCUUUUGUCUUUUUAAAUGAAGAUAAAUGUAAAGAAAAUAAUAGUGAAAAAAUUAAUUUAUUUGAUAAUAGAAAUGAUAAUGAUUAUGAUAUACAUAAAGAAGAAAUAAUUGACGUUAUUUUUGAAGAUGAAAUCUCUUAA